Sugiyamaella lignohabitans is the source of this 3075-nucleotide messenger RNA. RefSeq names its product Sln1p (gene SLN1). Gene Ontology annotation, biological process: phosphorelay signal transduction system; phosphorylation. Bases 1 to 3075 code for a protein of 1024 amino acids. Gene Ontology annotation, molecular function: protein binding; phosphorelay sensor kinase activity. Lineage: Eukaryota; Fungi; Ascomycota; Dipodascomycetes; Dipodascales; Trichomonascaceae. The transcript has a single exon. The record is from RefSeq and is a predicted model, not a curated record.
AUGGGUUCAGGUAACAAUGAUCCCUCGAACUUGGAGGGCGCCUACUUUGGAAAUCAUGAUUCGGUUGUGAAGAUAAUGGAGAGUCAAUCAAUAGAGCUAAAAUAUGCAUAUUUCCUGCUCAAAAUGCUACUAGCUGUGAUCCAUCGCCACAAGUACGUUGCAGCUCACAUCAUUUGCAAUGAACUCCCUGAAUUGAUUUCACAGGCACCAAUUACAGUGUAUCAUGUAAUGGUGACAUUUUAUGGAGCCCUUGCAUUAAUUGACAAGUACCCAAGGUGCGAAUCAGAUGAGGUUCAAUUGAAUAAAUUUGCGAAUGAUUUGGAUAUCUGGUCAAAGCAAUGUCCAAGCAUGUUUCUUCAUAAGUAUCUGCUCAUCAAGGCAGAAAUGAAUGUUGAUAAAUGCAACAGUAUUGUCACUCUGGAUACUUAUGAGGAUGCUAUUAAGUACGCUCUAGACGGUGGAUUUAUCCACGAAGCGGCAAUUAUCAACGAACGGUGUGGCGAUUACCUUCAGUUACACUCGAAGCAACGAAGUUUGACUUAUAUCAAGGAAGCUUGUCGGCUUUAUUCACUGUGGGGAGCUCAACGAAAGGUUGCACAGCUGAGCUCUAAAUAUGGUGAAUUAGCUUCACCCACAUAUGAACUGUCGCGUAUGAGUCUCUCAUCUAGUGAUCUCCAAUCUUCAGUUAUAAACGAUUUCCGACAACGCUCCUCGUUGCCACAAGGAAAUUUCCUUCUGCAAAAUAGUUCGCCCUUGAGAUGGAUUUUGUCUAAUUUAUUUAGGGAAGAAUCAACUGAUGGUGGUAACAGUUCAGAUAAACCAGAAGAUCCAUUGAAUGCCUCAUUUUCAACACGGUCUAUUAGAUUAGUACGCAAUUUUAGUGAUGAUGGAAAGAGCUCUGUUGGCCUGUACUCCAGCAACAGCAGUUCUCGUCAAGGGGAUCAUGACCAGGAGUUCAAGGCAGCACUUCAGGCAUGUCUUGAUAUUUCAGAGUCUAUUGAUAUGGGAUCCAUUAUUACCGAAUUGGUAGAAAGUGUGAUGAGAACUUUGGGUGCUGAUUAUUGUGCAUUUAUUUCAUUGGAUGAAGACGGUGAGCUGUAUGUUGAUGCCAUAGGCAUUUUGAACGGAGUGAACAUCGUUCCUCACGAGCCACUUAUAGUCAGAACAGAUGCUGCACCAAUAAAUCUCUUGCAGCAAGUAAUCAGUACUGGUUCAUCAGUCAACCGAGGCUCAGAUCCUAAGCGGUUUGAAAAUGUCUAUGGCAGAGAUAAUUACUUCAAUCAGCGACAUUCCCAGUCUGUGCUUUGUCUUCCUAUACAGAAUCAGCUCAAGAUCAUUGGUGCCUUGUAUGUGGAACACCAGAGUCUACCCAAGGUUUUCACUGUCCCCAAGAUAGAAUUGUCCACAUUGCUAUGUACAGCAGCAGCAGUUUCGAUCGAGAAAGCCAAAUUGUAUCAACAAAUGGAUCUUGCUAAAAAAGCAGCAGAGGAAGCUACAGCUGAGAAAGCAAGCUUCUUAGCUAAUAUGUCGCAUGAGAUCCGCACUCCUUUCAACGCAUUGCUGUCAUGCUCUAUUUUCCUGUUGGAUACCGAGUUGAGCGAGGUCCAACGAGAAUAUGUCGAGACCAUUCGAUCCUCAGCAGGUUUAACCUUGAAUAUUAUUGAUGCCAUUCUGGCAUUUUCCAAGAUUGAACAUGGCUCGAUCACUCUUGAUAACUCACCUUUUUCAUUGAGAGAAUGUGUCGAGAGUGCAGUGCAACUUGUAGCAGAACCUGCGGCUACCAAAGACUUGGAACUUGUCUAUCUGAACAAAUGUGGAGAAAUAGACACUAUUUACGGCGACGUUACUCGGGUAAGACAGAUUAUCAUCAAUCUGGUAGGCAAUGCAGUCAAGUUCACGUCUCAAGGCCAUAUUGUAGUGGAGACGACAGUGGAGAAAGUAUCAUCAGAAAAUCGAUAUGAGUUUGUAAUCUCAGUUUCAGAUACUGGUACAGGAAUCCCAAAAAAUGCCAGAAACAAAAUCUUCCGUGCUUUUAGUCAAGUAGAUGGCUCGUCGAGAAGAGCAUACGGAGGAUCGGGUCUUGGACUAGCUAUAUCGAAGAAGUUGGCAGAAAUCAUGGGUGGUACUCUGACAUUUGAGAGUACUGAGGGCGAGGGAACUACCUUUUGGUUCACACUGGUGGCCACUGCUCAGAAACCAUCGGAGAAGGAUGUUCGCAUGUAUCGAGGAAAGAGAUGUCUGAUUGCAGAUGGUCAUAAUACGGCCAAGGAAUCAUUAAAGACCGAAGUUCAACGAUUAGGAUUUGAAGUGGACCAGUGUGGUUCUGCGUCAGUGGCAGCUAAAAUAGUUAGCAGUCACGUCCCUAACUAUUACUCGUUGGUAUUCAUCGACUUCAAGCUUGUUGAAGGAGAUAAGUUCAGUGAGUCCAAGAUGAUUAAGAAGCAUAGCCCAUUGACCCAAGUUGUAUACAUGACAAUUUUUGGAGUAUCAAUUCCAGAAAAUACCGAAGAAAAGGGUAUAUCAGGAAUUCUCAUGAGACCAGUGCAACGUAGCCGACUGACGCAGAUCAUCCGUAAAAUCCUCAACUCAUCGUGGAGUAUUAGUAACCAAGUCAAGUUUGCAACGACAACACAUGAUAAGGGGAUGUUCCGGUCAUUAGCAGUUCGCCAUCCACUUAAAAUCCUGCUUGCUGAGGACAACAUGAUCAACAAGCGAGUGGCACUUCAGCACUUAAAGAGAAUGGGAUAUAAUGCCGACCACGCUAAAGAUGGCAUUGAAGUAUUGGAGCUUUGCGAACGGGAAUUGACCAACGGAAGGGCCAUGUACGACUGUAUUCUGAUGGACAUUCAAAUGCCUCGCAAGGAUGGUAUAGCAGCAGCGCAAGAUCUUAACGAACGGUACGAAGCCAACAUCCGACCAUCGAUAAUUGCGCUUACAGCCAAUGCUGCUGGUGAAGAUAGGCAGAAGUGUCUCUCAUCAGGUAUGGUCAACUACAUAGCAAAGCCCAUUCUUCCAGCCGACCUCGCAGCAGUGCUAAUGGGCGUGCAGCCCCUGAAGGAGCGGGCAAAAAGUUAG